This is a messenger RNA of Heterocephalus glaber (naked mole-rat), 2487 nucleotides long. RefSeq names its product Wnt ligand secretion mediator (gene Wls). Gene Ontology annotation, biological process: intracellular protein transport; Wnt signaling pathway; Wnt protein secretion. Gene Ontology annotation, molecular function: Wnt-protein binding. The record is from RefSeq and is a predicted model, not a curated record. Lineage: Eukaryota; Metazoa; Chordata; Mammalia; Rodentia; Bathyergidae. Gene Ontology annotation, cellular component: endomembrane system; organelle membrane.
CGGCGGAGCGGCCACAACCACAGCUGCGGCCCCGGGGCGCGAUCCGAGCGGCGCCCGCGUCCCGGGAAGUUUGCGGCGGCGCCCGGCAAGGGGCGAGGGCGGCGCGGCGCGCGGAGGGAGCGCAGGACGCGCCCAGAGCCCCAAGCGCGAGGAGCCGGGAGCCGGGACCUGAGUAAAAUCGGAGGAGAGGGGCCGCGCAGCAAUGGCUGGGGCAAUUAUAGAGAACAUGAGCACCAAGAAGCUGUGCGUGGUCGGCGGGAUCCUGCUGGCGCUCCAGGUCGCCGCCUUCCUGGUGGGGGGCUUGGUCGGCUUUUUAAAACAGAAAACCAUUCUCUUCUUUCCAGCUCCAGGGCCCACGACAGCAGUGAAUUACUUGUCAGUGAAAUGUGUGGAUGUCCGGAAGAACCACCACAAGGCAAAAUGGCUGAUGCCUUGGGGUCUCAACCAAUGCGACAAGAUCCGAGACAUUGAGGAAGCAAUUCCGCGGGAGAUCGAAGCCAAUGACAUUGUGUUCUCCGUCCACAUUCCCCUCCCCAACAUGGAGAUGAGCCCCUGGUUCCAGUUCAUGCUCUUUAUCCUGCAGCUGGACAUUGCCUUUAAGCUCAACAACCAAAUCCGAGAAAAUGCAGAAGUAUCCAUGGAUGUCUCUCUGGCUUACCGUGAUGACACAAUCGCAGAAUGGACUGAAAUGGCCCAUGAGAGAGUGCCACGAAAGCUCAAGUGCACCUUCAACUCCCCCAAGACCCCAGAGCACGAGGGCCGGUACUACGAAUGUGAUGUUCUCCCCUUCAUGGAGAUCGGCUCCGUGGCACACAAGUAUUACCUGCUGAACAUCCGGCUGCCCGUGAAUGAAAAGAAGAAAAUCAAUGUCGGGAUUGGGGAGGUCAAGGAUAUUCGGCUGGUGGGGAUCCACCAAAACGGAGGCUUCACCAAGGUGUGGUUCGCCAUGAAGACCUUCCUGACGCCCAGCAUCUUCAUCAUCAUGGUGUGGUACUGGCGCAGGAUCACCAUGAUGUCCCGGCCGCCUGUGCUUCUGGAGAAGGUCAUCUUCGCCCUGGGGAUCUCCAUGACCUUCAUCAACGUCCCUGUGGAGUGGUUCUCCAUCGGCUUCGACUGGACCUGGAUGCUGCUGUUCGGUGACAUCCGCCAGGGCGUCUUCUAUGCCAUGCUGCUGUCCUUCUGGAUCAUUUUCUGUGGCGAGCACAUGAUGGAUCAGCAUGAGCGGAACCACAUCUCGGGGUACUGGAAGCAAGUUGGCCCGAUUGCUGUCGGCUCUUUCUGCCUCUUCAUAUUUGACAUGUGUGAGAGAGGUGUACAACUCACCAACCCCUUCUACAGCAUCUGGACCACAGAUGUGGGGACGGAGCUGGCUAUGGCCUUCAUCAUCGUGGCCGGGAUCUGCCUGUGCCUCUACUUUCUCUUCCUGUGCUUCAUGGUGUUCCAGGUGUUCCGCAACAUCAGCGGGAAGCAGUCCAGCCUGCCCGCCAUGAGCAAGGUGCGGCGGCUGCACUACGAGGGGCUGAUUUUCAGGUUCAAGUUUCUCAUGCUGAUCACCCUAGCCUGUGCUGCAAUGACUGUCAUCUUCUUCAUCGUUAGCCAGGUGACUGAAGGCCACUGGAAGUGGGGCGGUGUCACGGUGCAAGUGAACAGCGCCUUUUUCACGGGCAUCUACGGCAUGUGGAACCUGUACGUCUUCGCGCUGAUGUUCCUCUACGCGCCAUCCCACAAGAACUAUGGGGAGGACCAGUCCAACGGCGACCUGGGCGUGCACAGCGGCGAGGAGCUGCAGCUGACCACCACGGUCACCCACGCGGACGGACCCACCGAGAUCUACAAGCUGACCCGCAAGGAGGCCCAGGAGUAGGCGGCGCCCGGCCCGCAGGCUGUGGCCCUCAGCGCCCGGGUUUCCUGGACCUGCGGCCGGAGCUGUCAGGUGGCCUCAGAGUGGCCUGGGUGGUCCCACAGCCAUGUGCGAUGACAGCUCCCUGGUGAGGCACGUCCCGGGGCCAGGGCUAACUGGUGGCAUAGGACAGCGGCAGCAGGUGGUAGUGAGCCUCGUGUGCCCUUCUCGGGGGAAGGCCCGGCCCAUGGGGUCUGUAGCGAGUGGAUUAUGACUUUUUUUUACUCCUGUUUUAGAUUCUGGGAUAGAUUUCUAACAUUCUCUGCCAUCAGGCGUGCUGUUGUCUCAGCCUCACGUCCUCAGCCGUGACCACUUCUUUCUUCCUAUUUAUAUCAUCAAGUAGCCGACUGAGUUAAUAUUUAAGUUGUCAAUAGAUCUGUGUCCCUAUUUUUAUGGCCUAAUAUAAAAUAAUUGAAUUUCAUGAGAAGGUCCAUUCGACCAGAGGCAUUUCAGCUUUGAAACCAAAUCUGUGUAUCCGCUACUAACCAGACUGUCUGUCGGGUGUGGGUUUAAAAAAAUGUUUGCUUAACCACCCCCAGUAGGAUUUGUGGUAUUAAAUGGCCUUUGGGUCUGAAAAGCUUUUUUAA